Molecule: messenger RNA, 676 nt
Organism: Asparagus officinalis (garden asparagus)
Lineage: Eukaryota; Viridiplantae; Streptophyta; Magnoliopsida; Asparagales; Asparagaceae
Product: receptor-like serine/threonine-protein kinase SD1-7
Exons: 2
Coding region: 18-464 (148 amino acids)
Biological process (GO): protein phosphorylation
Molecular function (GO): ATP binding; protein serine/threonine kinase activity
Source: RefSeq, a predicted model, not a curated record
UUGAAUGUAGUGGUUACAUGCCACCAGAGUAUGCAUUGAAUGGGAUCUUCUCAGUAAAAUCUGAUGUAUUCAGCUUUGGGGUUUUAGUGUUAGAAAUCAUUAGCGGAAGGAGAAAUAAAGGGGUAUAUCUCUCUGCGGCCGAGGAAUAUCUCUUAGGAAAAGCAUGGACAUUGUGGAAAGAAGGUAAUAGCUUGCAACUAAUUGAUGCGUCAUUGGAUGCCUCAGUUUUUAUGACUGAAAUUCUAAGAUGCAUGAAAGUGGGGCUUCUUUGUGUCCAAGAGCAACCGGAGGAUAGACCGAUCAUGUCAUCCGUUGUUUUGAUGUUAGGCAGUGAUCAUGCUUUUCUGCCAGAGCCUAAACAACCAGGUUUUAUGGCAAGGCUAUCUCCUACAGGAAGUUCGUCUCCAGUGAAGGAAAGCUCUAGUAUAAACGAUCUAACACUAACUAUAUCUUUAGAUAGAUAAUUGUUAGUGUGUUUGUUACAUGGUUCUGUUAGUGGGCGAUACACGUAAACCCUUUUAGUGGUUAAUUAUGGUAUGACUUUUAUUCCAAUUUUUCUUGUCUUGUAUCAUUAUGGUAUGACAUUUAUUUCAAGGGGUGGAACAUCUAAUGAUUAAUUAUCUGCGUUUCUUUUCUCUGACAAUAAUAAACUCCUCUGUAUCAUUGUUGGUGUAGA